Plectropomus leopardus (leopard coralgrouper) is the source of this 3995-nucleotide messenger RNA. It is a transcript of the gene rrbp1a, whose product is annotated as ribosome binding protein 1a. Gene Ontology annotation, cellular component: endoplasmic reticulum membrane. The record is from RefSeq and is a predicted model, not a curated record. Gene Ontology annotation, biological process: protein transport. NCBI's taxonomy places the organism in Eukaryota, Metazoa, Chordata, Actinopteri, Perciformes, Serranidae.
CUCGAAGUGCCACGACUUCACAGCAGACCACGGAUUCUCCAGCGGAGCGAGUGAGGGGGAAGAGCACUGGAAAAAAGCUAGUUAGCUAGAUAGCUGGAUAAACAGGUAGCUUUGCACAUUAGUGACUUCAUUUAACAGUUUAAACCUUUUUGUCCUCUCCAUUCCCUUUGAAGCAAGCAGACGUAGCCACAUCACCAGCGAGGUGAACUGAAAUUGAACCAUGGAUAUCUAUGACCCCCAGACCCUUGGGAUAAUGGUGUUUGGUGGAUUCAUGGUGAUCUCUGCUCUAGGGAUUGCUCUUGUCUCCACCUUCUCCAUGAAGGAGACCUCUUAUGAGGAGGCCCUGGCUAAACAACGCAGAGAGUUGGGUAAAAUACAGUCUACUCGCUCUGAGAAGAAGAAGAAAGACAAAGUAUCUGAGAAGAAGGGCCGCGGAAAGAAGAAAGAAGAAAAGCCCAAUGGAAAAAUCCCGGAGCCUGAAAAAAAUCAAGAGGAAGUUGAAGCUGAUGCAGUCAUCGAGGCUGCUGCUGCUCCAGUGGUAGCUGCUGCUCCUGCCCCUGAACCUGUCCCCGCUGUAGAGGCUAAACCAGCUGCAGCACCUGCACCAGCAGAAGCCCAGCCAAAGACUGCUGCUGAACCAAGCCCCGCUCUCACCGAGCCCUCACCUGCACCCUCACCUAAAGAGAAAAAGAAGAAGAAGGUGGCUAAGGUCGAGCCGGCCUCUGCCCAAACAGCUCCACUCGUGGCUGCCGCUGCACCAGUCAAGUCCUCCGCGGCCCCUGCAACAACCCAGGCCCCCGUGUCUGCCCCAACUAAAGCAACCGCCCCAUCCUCUGCAUCUGCCCCACCCAAGUCCGCCCCUGCACCUGCCAAGUCUGCCCCUGCUAAGUCUGCCCCUGCACCAGCCAAAGCUGCCGCGGCUCCAACCAAGUCCACUGCAGCCCCGGUCAAAUCUUCACCUGCUCCAUCCAAGACUGCCCCGGUGCUGGAAGCUGUCACUAAAGACGUCCCAGUGAUGGCUGUGCCCCCGGUGGGCUCCCAGCAGGCUCCUGCUGCCGCAGGAAAAGUACAGGAGCCCAAGAAGAAGGCCUCCAAGAAAAAGGCAGAGCCCGUGGCAGCGGUGGACUCUGCGGAUGCUCCUCUGUACCUGCCCUACAAGGCUCUGGUGUCCACCAUCAGUAGCAUGGUGUUCAGUGAGGGAGAGGCUCAUAGGCUUAUCGAGAUCCUGUCUGAGAAAGUCGGCAUCAUUCAGGACACCUGGCACACGGCCACGCAGAAAGGAGACCCAGUGGCCAUGCUGAAAAAACAACUGGAGGAGAGGGAGAAACAGCUGGCAGCAGAACAAGAGGAUGCUUCUGCAGCAAAGAACCGUCUCAGAGAACUCACCAAGGAGCUGUCUGCUGAGAAGUCCAAGGUGGCCAGUGUGGAGACGAGACUGAGCUCCCAGCUGAGCAAGAGGGAGCAAGAAAUGAUUGCUCUGCAAGCUCGCAUGCAGGCCAGUUACCAGGACCAUAUAGCCCAGACCCAGGGCCUCAAUGCAAAGAUCGCCAGCCUGCAGGACCAGCUGGAGAAAGGCCCCAACGCCCAGCUGGCCCGUCUACAGCAGGAGAACUCCAUUCUCCGAGACGCCCUGAACCAAGCCACCAGUCAGGCUGAGAGCAAACAAAAUGCAGAGCUGGCCAAGCUGCGUCAGGAAUGCACAAAGUUAACCAAGGAACUUGGAGAGAAGACAGAAAGUCUGCUUGCCGAUGAGCACAUCAGGAAAGGGCUGGAGGCCAAGGUCUCCGCCACUGAGAAGCAGCUCUCCAUGCUGCAGGCCAGCCAUGGGGAGAGCGAGCAGGCGCUGCAGAGGAGGUUGGAGGAGGUGUGCGAGGAGCUCAGAGCAACACAGAGUAAAAACAACAGCCUGCAGGCCACUUUGGAAAAUGCCCAGCAGGACAGCAGCGCCCUCUCAGAGUUUCAGGUGCGUAUUGGGAAAUUGGAGGCUGAGAUCAGUGAGCGUUCUGCUCAGGUGGACACCCUCACUGCGCAGCUGGAGGAGACACAGGCAGAGAAAGGCCAGCUCGUACAGCAGGUGGCCACCAUCAACUCACUGCUGGAGGCCAGCCAGAGCAAAAAGGAGGAAGAUAACAAUCAGCAGGUGAACGCUGCAGAAGUGGAACAGCUAAAGCUCAGCCUUCAGGAAAGAGACAACCAGUUGAGCGCGCUCCAUGAGGAACUGAAGCAACUCCAGAUAAAGCAGGAAGCUGAUGAGAACACUAUUGUUGAGCUGGAGCAAAAAAGUAAGAGUGAGGAUGUCGGCCUCAUUGCUUCACUUCAGGAUGAACUUAAAAACCUCAAAGAAGAAAUGGUGCAACUUAAAAACACACCACAGUCAGAUAGCUCCACAGAGCUGGAACUGCUACAGAACAGCCUGACUGAGAAGGAUGCCCUAGUCACGUCACUACAAGAGGAGUUGAGAGAAGUGAGAGAAAAGACGACCAAUGACGCAAACGUUACGGCAGAACUGACAGCUUUUCAAACUGAAGCCAAAGAAACUCUCCAGACACUCUUCCCACAGAUCCCCUUAGAGACAGAGCAGUCCAACUGGUUACAAGUAUUUACACAGAAAGCGCAGGAGGCUCUCAGCCAGCAGAGCCAGGAGUCCCAGUCGAGCACAGCGUCGCCUGAGUUGCUCGAAAAACUGAAGGAGGCCGAGGAGAGCCAUGGCUCACUGCAGGCCGAAUGUGACCAGUACAGGACAGUCCUGGCUGAAACAGAAGGAAUGCUGAAACAUCUGCAGAUGAGUGUGGAGGAGGAAGAGCUGGUAUGGAAGUCCAAGAUGGCAAACUCAGAGGAACAGCUGAGGGUGGCUCUGGAGAAGAUCAGCCAACUGGAGGCAGAAACCAUAAGUGUAGAACAGUUGAAGGAGCAGAUGAUGCUUCUGGAAGCCCAGCUGGAGAAGCAGACAGACAACCAGGGGAUUUCAGAGGAGAUGGAGCAGCUGAAGCUGCAGCUGUCGGAGUGUCAGCUCCAGCUGGAUUUGGCCCAGAAGGAGGCCCAGGCACACAAGGAGGAGCUUGCACAGGUCAGAGAGCAGCUGGGCGAGAUCACGAUGCGGGCUCAGCGAGAACAGAACGGCCCAGCUGAGGCUCAACCCAGUCAGAUCCAGAACGAGUUGAGUCAGACAACUGAGAAGCUGCACGGAGAGGUGGCCCAGAGACAGCAGCUCUCAGAAGAAAUUGAGCAGGCCCAGAAGACUAUAACAGAACUUCAGGCUCAGUUGGAUCUCGUAAAAGAUUCAGCGGAGUCCCCACAGGCUGACAUGGAAGAUGUUGCUCAGCUCAAGGAGCGCCUGGAGAAGGAGAAGAAGCUAUCCAAAGACCUGGGCCAGGCGGCCACCAAGCUCCAGCAGCUUCUCAAAGCCACUCAGGAGCAGCUGACCAAAGAGAGAGACACAGUGAGAACACUACAGGAGCACCUGGAGGGCAAGGGAGAAUAUGUGGAGCUAAAGGAAGGAACGUCCGUCUGAGAGGAAGUUCACUGCUGACACUACAAAAUAAACUGCCAAAUAUGCCUUAUGAUUACCAUAGUUAUGCAUUCCAAAACUAUUUCUUUCUUGUACUGUAGCUGAUUGCAUUUGUUGCAAAUGUAGGAAUCAAAUGUUUGAUAUUAUGAACAUUACAAAAUAAGAUUAGAGGAGAUGAUCCUGCUACAAUCUUUAUUGAUACCCACAUUCCAUCAACAAUUCUGGCUAUGUCAGAAGUUAUUUAUCCCCCUGCCUUAUAUUCCAAACAUUUCCCCAUAGUUCAGUGUUAAAAAGGGAAACCGAUUGUACGUCAAACGUGCAUCAACCUGUGCAAUUACUUUGUAUGUCUUUUCUAUGUGGUUGAAUGAUGGAAACAUUUUAUGGGUCAAUGUUUCAUUACCUUUAGGGCCUGCUUUCCUCUGUAGCUGGCUGCCAAUUACACGCAUCGAAUUUGUAUGAAUGAAUAAACUACAGUGUAGCUCUAUAA